AUGGCGGCCGAGCACGUCAACUCAUUCCGAUGUCCCUCCGCUACUGUCACAUCCAGCCCUGUGCUCCCGUUCCCGCCCAUUCCCUUCCUCAUACCUGCUCCGGCUCUCCCUGUCACUCCACUCCCUCACUCCCAAACUCCCCUGCCAUCUCCCUCUCACCCAGCACCCGCAUCGCGCCGAAAUGUCGGGCUCCUCGCCACGGCUCGCGGUCGCACUGCUGCUGCUGAUCUGCGCGCGCAAUGGACGUAUCUUCCCCGCAUAUCUUGCGGCGCAUGGCUGCCGCGCUCAUUCGGCUUCGCUUCCCGCCGCGUCGAUCCCGCCGACGCCGACGCCGGCGCGCAACCGCUGUUCCCGCACGCGCAGUCCAAGCUGACGUCAUCACUCUCCCUCCGCCCCUGGAUGUUCUCCUUCGCCCACUCGCGCUCCUUUCUCCGCACCGCCUCCCGCGCGCCGCCCCCGCCAGCGCCAGAUACGCGGGAUGCGCCCACCUUUUCCACGCUCACGCUAGAGCGCGACCAGCCGCCCAAACCGCCCAAGUCGCCCAAAUCCCCAAAGCCGCCCAAGUCCCCCAAGCCCCCGUCUCCCCCGAAGCCAGGAAAGUCCCCCAAGCUCCCCCCGUCCCCUCCGCCCACCCCUCUUCCGCCGCCGUCGGAGUGGCCAUCCACGUACGCGGGCGUCGCGCCGCUCGCGACGGACCCACCGGAAACGCCGCUCUUCGAUGUGAAGGAGGGGUUUGGGGCGGUGGGUGACAACGCUACCGACUCGUGGGCCGCGUUCGACGGCGCGUUCCGCGCUGCGUGUGAGAGCGCGAGGGGGAGCGGCGGGCGUGCGAUAGUGCGCGUGGGGGAGGGCGCGUUCUUCCUGGCGAAGUCCAUCACCGUCAACGGGUCGUGCGGCGCUGGCCUCACGCUGCAGGUGGACGGCACCAUCUACGGGCCGCUCUCCAAGGACGGCUACCCCACGCCCUCACUCUACCUGAACGGCACUAUCAUUGGUGUCGCCAGCAACGGGCUGUUUCAGUUCCAAGGCAUGAAGGGACUGGUGCUGCGCGGGGAGGGGGCGAUUGACGGCAACGGGAGGAAGUUCUGGGGGUCCAAGGCGCCCACGCGGCCACACAUCAUUGUGCUCAUCGACUGCCAGUACACCACCAUCGAUGGGCUGCUGCUGCGGUAUUUGUGUAUCAACCCGCCGAUGUACCACGUGUUUGGGUACGGCACGGAGGGGCUGUGGAUCCGCGGGGUGACGACCAACAGCCCCGAGACGUCCCCCAACACGGACUCGCUCAAGCUGAUCGGUGUGCGCCACGCUGUCAUCGAGAACUGCACCUUCCACGGGGGGGAUGAUGACGUGUCACUCGUUGCCAGGGGCGCUCAGAGCGUGGUGAACGUGACGGUCAGGAACCUCAUUGCCACGGCCGGGCACGGCAUCAGCAUUGGAAGCCUGGGCGCUGGAGGGGCAGUGGCGUGUGUGUCUGAUGUGACCUUUAAGGACCUCAUAAUAUCUAACCUCGAUAAUGGGCUGCGCAUCAAGACAUGGCAGGGUGGCCUGGGGAUGGUGCGCAAUGUGCGAUACGAGAAUGUGUACAUGACCAACACUGACAACGCCAUCACACUCAACCAGUUCUACUGCGACUCGCACCAGGACUUCUUCUGCGGCAUAGCGCCUGACAACGUGGCACUGGUCAACAUUACAUACUCCAAUGUCUAUGGCACCACCUCACGGUAUGGAAUGAACAUCCGAUGCAGUGCGACGGUCCCCUGUGGCGGCAUCAAGCUCAACAACGUCAACCUUGUCUCCUCCAAGGGAAGCUCUCUCCGCCCCGUGCUGCUGAAUGUGGUCAACAGCCAGGCCACAGGGGUGGUGGCGCCGUUACCGCAAGGCAUGGGGUCGUAUGCAGGACCAGAGGACGUAGGCAGGUCGAUGAUGCCGUUCCUGCAGCGCGCCGAUGAGCUGCAGAAGCACGACCCGCUCGUCGCCUACUACUGUCGGCUGUACGCGACGGACAAGGGGCUGAAAGUGUCGAGCAAGGAGAGGGGCAAGGACACCAACGACCUGCUGCUCUCGCUGCUCUCCCGCCUCGAGAAGGACAAGGCGGAGGUGCAGCUGAGCCCCGAGGACAGCCUGCACGUGGAGGGCUUUGCAGAGCGCGUCUUUGCCAAGGCGGACAAGCAGGACCGCGCGGGCCAGGCCGACAUCUCGACAGCCAAGACGUUCUAUGCGGCGGGGCUGUUCUUCGACGUCAUGCGCCAGUUCGGCGAGCUGCCUCCUGACGUGGAGCAGAAGCAGCGGUAUGCGGCAUGGAAGGCAGCGGACAUUCGUAGGGCAUUGGCAGAGGGUCGUCAGCCCACGCCCGGCCCGCCCCCUGCUGACUCUGCUGGUGCUGCAGCCCUGCUCUCCGCACCUGCUGGCGCCUCUCCCACUGCCCCUGCUGCUGCCCCGGAUAGUGCUGGCGGGGCUGGUAAUGCAGGCCAGGUGAGGAGAUGGGGGAGAAGGAGGCCAGGUGAGGAGAUGGGGGAGAAGGAGGCCAGCACGUUCUCUGCACACAUCAUCCUCGUUCACACCACCCUGUCACAUACCCUACUCCAUGCACACCCCUCUCCCCCCCAGCAGCACGACAUCCUGGGUUUGCCCGUGCCACCCUCUGUGCAGCCUCUGCGCCCUGACCACAGCGGAGCAGCGCCAGGGGGGGGUGGGGCCACAGCAGCAGGGGGAGGGGGAGGUGUGGGGGGAGGAUGGGCACAGGGCGGCGGCCAGCAGGGGCCAGGGGUGGGGCGACCCCAUGGGGGCGGUGCUGCGACAACAUCGUCCAUCGGCCCUGCAGGCAUGGGCGCACCAAGAGCAGCAGCGGCUGCCCCGUCGUCCUUCUCAGCCCCCCUGCCUGCUGCAUCACAGCCCACUGCCACUGCCACCGCAGGCACUGCUGCAGGCACAGCCACAGGCACUAGCACAGGCUCGACCCAAGGCACGGGCACGGGCACGGGCACGGGCACGGGCACGGGCACGGGCACGGGCAUGGGAAUGGGCGGGCAGGCUCCCCCAGCGGGCAAGGUGGGGGACGCCCACCGCGCUGCACGCUUUGCUGUGAGUGCACUGGCCUUCGACGACGUCCCCGCUGCUUUAGACUACCUCAAACAGGCCCUGCGGUUGCUGGACGGGAUGUAA
Messenger RNA from Closterium sp. Naga37s-1, 3162 nucleotides. The record is from the annotation of a GenBank genome assembly. NCBI's taxonomy places the organism in Eukaryota, Viridiplantae, Streptophyta, Zygnematophyceae, Desmidiales, Closteriaceae.